GAACUAUGCAAGUAGCACCAGAAUUCCCCUCCCUGGUGACGGACCAGCUAUUCAGUCAAACAGUUCAGCACCAUCCAAACAAACUGUUCUGUCUUGGCAAGCUGCAAUUGAUGCUGCUAGACAAGCAAAGGCUGCCCAAAAUAUGAGUACCGCCUCAGCCCAGCCUGUAGGAUCUCUGUCCCAAAGAAAACGCCAGCAAUAUGCCAAGAGCAAAAAACAGGGUAAUACGUCUAAUAGUCGUCCACCCCGUGCCCUUUUCUGUUUAUCCCUCAACAACCCAAUACGAAGAGCCUGCAUUAGUCUAGUAGAAUGGAAACCAUUUGACAUAUUUAUACUAUUGUCUAUUUUUGCCAAUUGUGUGGCCUUAGCUGUUUACAUCCCAUUCCCAGAAGAUGAUUCUAAUUCAACUAAUCAUAAUUUGGAAAAAGUAGAAUAUGCCUUCCUGAUAAUUUUUACAGUUGAAACAUUUUUGAAGAUUAUAGCAUAUGGAUUAUUAUUACACCCCAAUGCAUAUGUUAGAAAUGGAUGGAACUUAUUGGAUUUUGUAAUAGUAAUAGUAGGAUUAUUUAGUGUAAUAUUGGAACAAUUAACCAAAGAAACAGAAGGUGGCAGCCACUCGGGUGGCAAACCUGGUGGCUUUGAUGUCAAAGCCCUAAGAGCCUUUCGUGUAUUGCGACCUCUCCGGCUUGUAUCAGGAGUGCCCAGUUUACAAGUUGUCCUGAACUCCAUUAUAAAAGCCAUGGUCCCCCUCCUCCAUAUUGCCCUUUUGGUAUUGUUUGUAAUCAUAAUCUAUGCUAUUAUAGGAUUGGAACUUUUUAUUGGAAAAAUGCACAAAUCUUGUUUUCUAAUUGAUUCAGAUAUACUAGUUGAAGAAGAUCCAGCACCUUGUGCAUUCUCAGGGAAUGGACGUCAGUGUGUCAUGAAUGGCACUGAAUGUAAGGGUGGAUGGGUUGGACCAAAUGGAGGCAUAACCAACUUUGAUAAUUUUGCAUUUGCAAUGUUGACUGUGUUCCAGUGCAUAACCAUGGAAGGAUGGACUGAUGUGUUAUACUGGGUAAAUGAUGCAAUAGGAUGUGAGUGGCCAUGGAUCUAUUUUGUUAGUCUUAUCAUCCUUGGCUCAUUUUUCGUACUUAACCUGGUUCUUGGUGUACUUAGUGGAGAAUUUUCCAAGGAAAGAGAAAAAGCCAAGGCCCGAGGGGACUUUCAGAAGCUACGUGAAAAACAGCAGCUUGAAGAAGAUCUGAAGGGAUAUUUAGACUGGAUUACGCAGGCAGAAGACAUUGACCCUGAGAAUGAUGAAGAGGUUGAUGAGGAAGGCAAGCGGAACACAAGCAUGCCCACCAGUGAAACUGAAUCAGUCAACACAGAAAAUGUGAGUGGAGAAGGAGAGAACCCAGCAUGCUGUGGGAGUUUAUGUCGACGCUGGCGUCGCUGGAAUCGAUUUAAUCGAAGAAAAUGUAGAGCUGCAGUAAAAUCUGUCACAUUUUAUUGGCUUGUUAUUGUCUUGGUCUUUCUGAACACAUUAACAAUCUCAUCGGAGCACUAUAAUCAACCUGACUGGCUGACCCAGAUCCAAGAUAUCGCAAAUAAAGUUCUUCUGGCUUUAUUCACCUGUGAAAUGUUAGUAAAGAUGUACAGCUUGGGCCUACAGGCUUAUUUUGUUUCUCUUUUUAACCGCUUUGAUUGCUUCGUUGUUUGUGGUGGCAUUGUCGAAACCAUUUUGGUGGAGUUGGAAAUUAUGUCACCCCUUGGAAUUUCAGUGUUUCGCUGUGUUCGUCUCCUGCGUAUUUUUAAAGUAACAAGGCACUGGGCAUCCCUGAGCAACUUGGUAGCAUCCUUGUUAAACUCAAUGAAGUCCAUUGCUUCACUAUUGCUUCUGCUUUUCCUCUUCAUCAUAAUCUUCUCGUUGCUUGGAAUGCAGCUGUUUGGAGGCAAAUUUAAUUUUGAUGAAACUCAAACAAAACGGAGCACCUUCGAUAAUUUUCCACAAGCUCUUUUAACUGUAUUCCAGAUUCUAACAGGGGAAGACUGGAAUGCUGUUAUGUAUGAUGGCAUAAUGGCAUAUGGUGGCCCAUCAUCGUCAGGCAUGAUAGUCUGUAUAUAUUUCAUUAUCCUCUUCAUCUGUGGUAACUAUAUCUUGCUAAAUGUCUUCUUGGCCAUUGCUGUGGAUAAUUUGGCAGAUGCUGAAAGUCUAAAUACAGCUCAGAAAGAAGAAGCUGAAGAAAAGGAGAGGAAAAAGAAUGCGAGGUAAAAUAGCAUGGGCAUGUUGAACAAGCAGGAGAGGGAAGGAGGAGGAAAAGAGAGUCUGGAAAAUAAAAAAAGUGAGAAGUCAGAAGGUGACCAAAAGAAGCCCAAGGAUAGUAAGGUGACAAUUACUGAAUAUGGAGAAGGAGAGGAUGAGGAUAAAGAUCCCUAUCCACCCUGUGAUGUACCAGGUGAAGAUGAAGAAGAUGAGGAGGAUGAACCAGAAGUACCAGCAGGCCCACGUCCCCGUAGAAUAUCGGAACUAAAUAUGAAGGAGAAGAUAACACCAAUCCCGGAAGGGAGUGCCUUCUUCAUUUUCAGCAGCACCAAUCCAAUUCGAGUGGGAUGCCACAGACUCAUCAAUCACCACAUCUUCACCAAUCUCAUCCUUGUCUUCAUCAUGCUGAGCAGUGUUUCCCUAGCAGCAGAAGAUCCAAUUCGCAGCCACUCUUUUCGAAAUAAUAUACUUGGUUACUUUGACUAUGCUUUCACAGCCAUCUUUACUGUUGAAAUCCUGUUAAAGAUGACAGCUUUUGGAGCGUUCCUUCAUAAAGGGUCCUUCUGCAGGAAUUAUUUUAAUUUGCUGGAUUUGCUGGUUGUGGGUGUUUCUCUGGUAUCAUUUGGUAUUCAAUCAAGCGCUAUCUCAGUUGUGAAGAUCCUCAGAGUUUUAAGAGUCUUGAGGCCUCUAAGGGCAAUAAACAGAGCAAAAGGACUUAAGCAUGUUGUUCAGUGUGUCUUUGUGGCUAUUAGAACCAUCGGUAACAUCAUGAUUGUUACAACGCUGCUGCAGUUCAUGUUUGCUUGCAUUGGAGUGCAGCUGUUCAAGGUAAGCAGGCACGCAGAAUCUACACUGCUUUGUUUUUUUUCCCACAGAGGAAUAUACAUCGUUUAUAAAGAUGGAGAUGUUGAUAAUCCAAUGGUCAAAGAGAGGGUCUGGCAAAAUAGCGAUUUCAACUUUGAUAAUGUUCUGUCUGCUAUGAUGGCCCUUUUUACAGUAUCCACUUUUGAAGGCUGGCCAGCGCUGCUAUACAAAGCCAUUGAUUCAAACGGAGAGAAUGUAGGACCUGUGUACAACUACAGAGUGGAAAUCUCAAUUUUUUUCAUCAUCUAUAUCAUCAUUAUUGCUUUCUUUAUGAUGAACAUCUUUGUUGGUUUUGUGAUUGUUACAUUCCAAGAACAAGGAGAGCAAGAGUACAAGAACUGUGAGCUGGACAAAAAUCAGCGUCAGUGUGUAGAAUAUGCCUUGAAGGCACGUCCUCUUCGUAGAUAUAUUCCCAAAAAUCCUUACCAGUACAAGUUCUGGUAUGUGGUGAAUUCUACUGGAUUUGAAUACAUCAUGUUUGUCCUCAUCAUGCUGAACACACUUUGCCUGGCUAUGCAGCACUAUGGACAGUCUAAGCUCUUUAAUGAUGCAAUGGACAUUAUGAAUAUGGUUUUCACGGGAGUGUUCACUGUUGAAAUGGUUUUGAAACUGAUUGCAUUCAAACCCAAGGGCUAUUUUAGUGAUGCCUGGAAUACGUUUGACUCCCUCAUCGUUAUUGGCAGCAUAGUAGACGUCGUUCUCAGUGAAGCUGAUAACUCUGAAGACAGCGCUAGAAUCUCCAUCACUUUUUUCCGGCUCUUCCGGGUGAUGAGGUUGGUGAAGCUGCUUAGCAGAGGAGAAGGAAUCAGAACGUUACUGUGGACAUUUAUUAAGUCAUUUCAGGCUCUGCCUUAUGUUGCCCUUCUGAUAGCGAUGCUGUUCUUCAUCUAUGCUGUCAUUGGAAUGCAGGUAUUUGGAAAAGUGGCCAUGAGGGACAACAAUCAAAUAAACAGAAACAACAAUUUUCAGACUUUCCCCCAAGCUGUGCUACUUCUCUUCAGGUGUGCAACUGGAGAAGCCUGGCAGGAGAUCAUGCUGGCAUGUUUGCCUGGAAAACGCUGUGAUCCAGAAUCUGAUUAUAAUCCAGGGGAGGAAUACACGUGUGGAAGCAAUUUUGCCAUAAUUUAUUUUAUCAGUUUUUACAUGCUUUGUGCAUUUUUGAUUAUAAACCUCUUUGUUGCUGUCAUAAUGGAUAAUUUUGAUUAUUUGACACGUGACUGGUCUAUUCUGGGUCCCCAUCAUUUGGAUGAGUUCAAAAGGAUAUGGUCAGAGUAUGACCCUGAAGCAAAGGGAAGGAUAAAGCAUCUUGAUGUGGUUACGUUACUGAGACGCAUUCAGCCACCACUUGGUUUUGGCAAAUUAUGCCCUCACCGAGUGGCCUGCAAGAGGUUAGUAGCCAUGAAUAUGCCACUAAACAGUGAUGGAACCGUCAUGUUCAAUGCUACUUUAUUUGCUUUGGUGAGGACUGCUCUAAAGAUAAAAACAGAAGGUAACCUAGAGCAAGCAAAUGAAGAACUUAGAGCAGUUAUAAAGAAAAUAUGGAAGAAAACGAGCAUGAAGUUACUUGACCAAGUUGUUCCUCCAGCUGGCGAUGAUGAGGUAACCGUGGGGAAGUUCUAUGCCACCUUCCUGAUACAGGACUACUUUAGGAAAUUCAAGAAACGCAAAGAACAAGGACUGGUGGGGAAAUAUCCUGCGAAGAAUACCACGAUUGCUCUGCAGGCAGGACUAAGGACACUUCAUGAUAUUGGUCCUGAAAUACGCCGAGCUAUAUCCUGUGACUUGCAAGAUGAUGAACCAGAGGAAAACAAUCCAGAGGAGGAGGAAGAUGUUUAUAAAAGGAAUGGUGCCCUCUUUGGCAACCACAUAAACCAUAUUAGCAGUGACAGACGAGAUUCAUUUCAGCAGAUCAACACCACACACCGUCCCUUACAUGUGCAGCGGCCUUCAAUUCCAUCUGCAAGUGAUAAUGAGAAAAAUGUAUAUCCUCAGGCAGGAAAUUCUAUAUACCACAAUCAUCACAAUCACAACUCAGUAGGAAAGCAAGUUCCAAACUCGACAAAUGCCAAUCUCAAUAAUGCCAACGUGUCCAAAGUUGUUCAUGGAAAGCACACACAUUUUGGAAGUCGUGAGCAUAGAUCUGAAAAUGGUUACCAUUCAUACUCCAGAACUGAUCAUGAGAAGCGUAGAAGGCCAAGCAGUAGGAGAUCUGACUCUGGUGAUGGGCGUCGACCUACUAUUUGCCGUGAAGAACGUGAAGUUCAAGACUAUUGCAAUGAUGAUCAUUAUUUGGGAGAGCAGGAGUAUUUUAGUGGAGAAGAAUAUUUUGAGGAAGACAGUAUGUUGUCAGGAAGCAGGCAUAUAUAUGAUUACCACUGUAGAUACCACUGCCAUGACUCAGAUUUUGAGAGACCAAAAGGUUACCAUCACCCACAUGGGUUUUUUGAGGAAGAUGAUUCACAGACCUGUUAUGAUACAAAAAGGUCUCCUAGGAGACGGCUGCUACCUCCAACACCAACAUCAAAUAGACGAUCUUCCUUUAACUUUGAAUGCCUUCGCCGACAAAGUAGUCAAGAUGACAUACCACUCUCUCCUAAUUUCCACCACCGCACUGCUUUACCACUUCACUUAAUGCAGCAGCAGGUCAUGGCUGUGGCAGGUCUGGAUUCUAGCAAAGCUCAUAAACAUUCACCAAGUCGUUCAACGCGUUCCUGGGCUACGCCACCCGCAACCCCUCCCAACAGGGACCGUACUCCGUAUUACACACCCCUAAUCCAGGUCGAUAGGGCUGAAUCUACAGAGCAUAUGAAUGGCAGCCUGCCGUCCUUGCACAGGAGCUCUUGGUACACAGAUGACCCCGAUAUUUCCUACCGGACAUUUACACCAGCCAAUUUAACAGUACCUAAUGACUUUAGACAUAAACAUAGUGACAAACAGAGGAGUGCAGACAGUUUGGUAGAAGCGGUACUUAUAUCUGAAGGCCUAGGAAGGUAUGCAAAGGACCCUAAAUUUGUUUCAGCUACAAAACACGAGAUUGCGGAUGCAUGCGACAUGACUAUUGAUGAAAUGGAAAGUGCAGCAAGUAAUCUUCUCAAUGGAAAUAUUAGCAAUGGGACCAAUGGGGAUAUGUUUCCCAUUUUAAGCAGACAAGAUUAUGAACUUCAAGAUUUUGGUCCUGGCUACAGUGAUGAAGAACCAGAAACGGGACGAUAUGAAGAAGACUUAGCUGAUGAAAUGAUAUGCAUUACAAGCUUAUAGUAUUUAGCAAGGAAAAUGAUUCUAAUAACAGAAAAAAGUGCCUCAUAGAUUAAAGACGCUAGGCACUAGCUGGAGUGAAUAACCAACCAAGUUCUGUACAUGUGAUGUCACACCUCAAGGAAGCCAUAACUAAUAAAUUUAUUAUCUCCAGGUUGCCGAAAUGUGAUCAGAGCUGCAGUACGUCAAGUUUCCUCCCACGGGAUCUUCAGCUCCUCCGUAGGAAUAAGGUUAUUUUGAAACCAAGCGGAUUGUGACAAUCAGUGUUUUGAGGGCUAGAGGAGGAUUCUGAGGUGUAAUAUCUUGCCUGUCUUUCAACCUUGUGCUGCUGUCCUUCAUAGUAGAGCAGGAUUUUGGCAAGGAAAAUGUAUGUUUAAGUCCAGCACAAAAUUGUGUGGGAAAUAGCAACAUAAGAUGAGUGAUGACAUUACCUCAGCACUCAAUGGCAUAUCAGCUACCUGUUGCAUAUCCAUUCUAACAUUGUUUUCAAACUUGCCUCCUGAUUUCUUUUCUUAAUGCUCUUCUAAAAUACGGUUUGUCAUGCUCUACCUGAUAGAGGUCGUUGGAUAAGGAAGUUAUAUACAGAAUAAUCUGUCAUAUGUAACACCAGUUUACAUAGGAAAAUAUCAUUCAGAUAGUCUGUUUUAUGACUAUCACAUUAAGGGCAAAAUAUACUGGAAUAAUUGCAUUCUUACUAAUGCACUUGCAACCAGGUUAUAGUAGAAUUAGAUAAGAUAGUUUGCUAAAAAUUAUAUAGUAGAAAUUACUGUAAAUGAAUUGUAAUAUACAAUGAUUUGUAUUUGUAAAGAGAUGUUCUAUAUUUUGUAAUUAUUGUACCGUAAUUGAACUGCAGCAAUAUUUAUGGACCCUAAUUAUUGUAACUCUCCACAGAAUUCUAGAUAGAAGUAUUUUUACUUGGAAUCUAUAGAUCUAUAGCAUAAAUAUUUACAUAGAGCCACCUCUCAGUGUAAAUCUCUUUUUGGGAUAAAGUGUCAAGUUUGAACUUGACAGCAGAACAGAUACUUUCUUUUUAAAUAAUUAAGUCAAAUCAAUCUCUCUGCAGAGGGGAUGCACAGUUGACUAUUUACAGUCUUACACUUGGAAAGGUAAAAGAUUUAAAGUUAUUUUAACUUUUUUGAUUGAAAAAUGAGCUCUAAUUUUAUUUUUCUAUUAAUCCCAGGAUAAAAAUAAAUAUAAUCGUUUUAAAAUUGGCAAGUUCAUGCCAGGGUAUUACUGGUCAUAAGACAGUUUCGACAAAAUAUAUUAUCUAUGUACCUGACAUUGCAAGGAAGCAUCUUGGGCAGAAAUUAUUUCACAGGUAAAUGAAAAUGCUUUCUUUCAGAACUAUUUACUCUGCUUGGAAAGUAAAAAAAAAAAAAAAAAAAAAAGGAUAAAAUGAUUCUUCACAGAACCAAAAACCUUGGUAUAAGAAGUAUACUAUUUUAUUGCCUCUACCUUUUUGUUGUUCUCUGUGUACUAUUUCAAAGAUUUAUUUUUAUGCAAUCAAGAGAGGGCUUAGAUGUUGUUCACAAUGCAGUAAACCCCUGAAAUGACUUUGAGGCUGAAAUGACCUUGGAGGAAAAUCAAAAAACACUGAAAGUUACUGUCUAUUUUGUUAGCACUGGGUAACAAUGACUUGUUCUAACAAGUUGUCUUAUCAGGUUUUACCUGUAGUUCAUAUGCUACAUAGCAAUCCAGUUCACAUUUUUACAAAUGUGAUGUUUAAAACAUGUCAAUAAACAUUUUGUACAUAAUGACAGUUUCCUAUGAAUAGCAUACAGACUUCCUCUGAAAUCAUUCUUAUUUCAAAUGCCAGGAUAAGAACUUAAAGGUUUGUAAAUUAUUUCUUGACCUACAUCAUUUUGUAUUAAAACAAAUGCAAAAUGUUCUUCAAAAUAAAACUGUGUAAUAAUUUUAUUAUA
Molecule: messenger RNA, 8283 nt
Organism: Apaloderma vittatum (bar-tailed trogon)
Lineage: Eukaryota; Metazoa; Chordata; Aves; Trogoniformes; Trogonidae
Gene: CACNA1D
Product: calcium channel, voltage-dependent, L type, alpha 1D subunit
Exons: 43
Biological process (GO): calcium ion import across plasma membrane
Cellular component (GO): membrane; voltage-gated calcium channel complex
Molecular function (GO): high voltage-gated calcium channel activity
Source: RefSeq, a predicted model, not a curated record